This is a messenger RNA of Seriola dumerili (greater amberjack), 2744 nucleotides long. RefSeq names its product fibroblast growth factor 7 (gene fgf7). Lineage: Eukaryota; Metazoa; Chordata; Actinopteri; Carangiformes; Carangidae. Gene Ontology annotation, biological process: positive regulation of gene expression; animal organ morphogenesis; regulation of cell migration. The coding region runs from base 570 to 1178 and encodes 202 amino acids. Gene Ontology annotation, cellular component: cytoplasm. The record is from RefSeq and is a predicted model, not a curated record. Gene Ontology annotation, molecular function: growth factor activity; type 2 fibroblast growth factor receptor binding. The transcript is spliced from 4 exons.
GCGACAGUGGAAGAUGCACAAAGUCGGCCUGCCAGAAUCAGGACGACAUCCAUGGGAAUUGACAGAAGCUCCCAGCUCUUGUUUAGUUUUACUGCAUUACUGGACUUGGUUUACAACCCUGACUUCUACAGCAGUAGAACUUAAGAGUCUUCAAAUUAAAACUCUUGCUGAAAGGGAACACCAAUCUGACAACUCCUGUCAUCCCUCAGAGCACAUUGACAUUGUGCAUAACAUUUCCUGACCUGGAUUAUGAUGCCCAUUGUUGGACUAUGGUCUCAAGAAGAUGGAGAAGUCAACGCGCACCGUCACUGAGGACUAAAGCAAGACCUCAUCUCAUAACACUGUCACCCGUCCUCUUCUUCAGACCACUCUAAAGCUUCAGCCAACCCCAACCACCCUGUCACAACGUCCCACUAGGACUAGGACUGCUGCAGAAACAGAGUCCCGGAGGUCGCAACACAAGGGUCACAAGUCAGGGUUCAGGGGGUCGCUGGGCUGAGGAAUAGUGCACAGAUCUCUAUCUCACAUUUCAGUAUGUUGUUCAUUGAUUCCCACUGCAUUGUAUUAUAAUGCGCAAAUGGAUGCUGACAUGGAACCUUCAAAAUCUCUUCUCGGGACUGUACCUACAUGCAAUCUUCCUAUUUGGCAGUGUAUGUGUGGUCUACAGUGACUGCACUCCAGAGCAACUUGCCGCCAUCAUGAACUGCUCCAAACAUGAGCGCCACACCAGGAACUACGACUACAUGGAGGGAGGAGAUGUGCGUAUCCGUCAGCUGUUCAGCCGCACGCAAUGGUUCCUAACAAUAGAUGACAGAGGCAAUAUCAAUGGCACUCAAGAUCCCACCGACUGCUACAGUAUCCUGGAGAUCAGGACAGUGUCUGAGGGGGGCAUACUGGCCAUCAAGGGUGUGAAGAGUCAGCGUUAUAUCUCUAUGAACAGGGCUGGAGUACUGCAAGGCAAGGAUACCUACAACGAAAACUGCAACUUCAAAGAGGUUUUCCUAGAAAACUACUUCAACGCUUACUCGUCUGCAAAGUGGACUAAAAAUGGCAAAGAAAUGUUCAUAGCCCUGUCUCAGAAGGGAAAGCCAAUACGAGGGAAGAGGACCAGGAGGGAGCAUAUAGCAUCUCACUUCAUCCCUAUGAAAUGCAGGGAGGAGGAGAGGAGGGUGGACUGAAACAGCACAGGACUAAGUCGCAAAUUGUGCAUGAUUUCAAUCACAUAUUAUAUAUGUUAACAGACACAUGUAAACUCAUUACCAACAUCACUCUCCACUCUCCUCAAGUUGUAGAUUAGUUGUGUAUGUUCCAUAAUAUGUUGUCAUUUUCAUAUGAGAAAACAAAAGAUAUCAGAUGGGCACAUUAAAGUAUUUCAAACAUCCUCAAAUAAGAUGCUGAAAUAAGAAAUUUUGGAAAUAUUUGAAAUAGCUUCAACUGAUACACAAACUGUAAGACCACUAAAGUCUACUCAAUGUUAUUGUUAUUUUGAGUUAAAUAUUAUGUUUCCUUAUAAAACAGUUCAGUGUUUUCUUAUAAAACAGUAAAAUAUAUUACACACAGUCAGGACUGAAUCCUUUUCCAAAAAUGAUUGACACCCAGCCAGAUGAGGAGACCUGUAUGAUCAACAUAAAUGUGCAUAACAGAGAUUUGGCUUGACUUAGAUGUGCUGAAGCAAGCUGGACUUGUCUUUUUUAAUGGUACAAGUGCUCAGAGCUCACAAAACUGAGGCACAAUAAAUACGAUUACGACAGCAUGUUCAGGAAAAUGAAAGUUUUUGUAGGAUGAUCUGUUUGUGGAUGACCUGUUUUGAUCUGUCUGUCCUUCCUGCAUUGAAAACCAGACUCUGGUCAAAUGCAUUGUAGCUGCUCACUGAUUUCCUCUUCAUUAUCAAGGUGUGAUUUUGAAAUGCUAAAAUGUUCUGCUGCUGCUGAAAAGAUAUCCAGAUUAAAAUACAAAAGUGAACAACAUAAUAAAUGUGUAUGCUAUGCAAUCUCUUUCCAACAGAGUUAACAAUCCUGUACACUAUUGAAUACUUAUUUAUAAGGAGAUUAUUUUUGGUUUCAGUUAAAACAUCACCAUUUUACUAAGUAUGAAUGAAAAUGUACCAGGAGAUCGACUUCCACACAUAUCCAAAAAGGCCAACUUUCUCUGUAUGAUGUCACUGUAAUAUCCCAAUACUGACUACAACAUUACAAUACCUUAUAAUUCACAGUUGUAAGUUAUUUGUUUUAUUUAUACACAACAGAUGAGUUAUAUGUUAAAGCAUCACUUUUCAUUACAAUGUGAUUGUUCCACCUGCAACAUUUACCGUGCAACUGCUGAAGCACAGAAUUACAGAUCGCAUUCACUGUUUUGUUGACCACUAGGGAAUAUAAAAGACUCCACAAUAUACUCACAGGAACUAGCUCAUCACGUAACAUGUUAACAAGCAAUGCCCUACAUACACAUCCUUUUUACGUAAUUUUUCCAACAUUCACAAGCACUUUCUCCUGCUGUGGUCUUGACCUUUUGUGAGGAAAAUGUCUGGUACUCGUGGACUUGCCAAAUGUUCAACCUUUGUGUAAGCAGCCACUCUGCACGUCACCUGAGCAUUUCCUCACACCACACACCUGCUAAUGUACAACCCACGUCUGUGAGCAGUGUUGAUUCUUUGUGGAUUUGACAGCAACUGAGUUCUGAAGUAAGAUGAAGAGGGAAUGUUAUUCUAUAAAAAUAAUACACCCUCAUUAACUCAAUUAAUCGGA